Messenger RNA from Pectinophora gossypiella (pink bollworm), 1931 nucleotides. RefSeq names its product gamma-aminobutyric acid receptor alpha-like. Bases 1 to 1674 code for a protein of 557 amino acids. Gene Ontology annotation, cellular component: membrane; neuron projection; synapse. The record is from RefSeq and is a predicted model, not a curated record. Gene Ontology annotation, molecular function: neurotransmitter receptor activity; GABA-A receptor activity; extracellular ligand-gated monoatomic ion channel activity. Lineage: Eukaryota; Metazoa; Arthropoda; Insecta; Lepidoptera; Gelechiidae. Gene Ontology annotation, biological process: nervous system process; signal transduction; regulation of membrane potential. The transcript has 11 exons.
AUGUGCGUUUUAGGAGUCGACGGAAAAGGAGCAAUCUACUUGACGACUAAAAAUGGAACGUUUCCAAUAACGCUGACAUCCUUGAGGUCCCACGGCUCCCUCCAAGACACUUCAAACAUCUCUGCAACGGAAAAUAUUUCACGAAACUCUGCCGAGGAGUCCCUCGACUAUUGGGAGGACAGAACUGACGAAUUGUUACUCUCGAAUUAUAUCAACGACACGUUUGUCGCUGGGAGUUCGAGCUCGAGCGUGUGGAAGAAGGAGUAUAAGAGGAGCAUUAAUGAUGCCGUCUCGAAAAACAUUACUUUGGUGUUGGAAAACUUGUUGAAGAACUACGAGAACUCUCAGCUGCCGACUCAUGGCAAAGGAUAUCCGACUGUGGUCCAAACAAACAUACUUAUAAGAAGCAUGGGGCCGAUAUCGGAACUCGAUAUGGACUACUCGAUGGACUGCUACUUCAGGCAGUACUGGCGUGACGCUCGGCUCUCCUUCCUGGGUCCUAUCCAGUCCCUCUCCCUCUCUAUCAAGAUGCUUGAGAGGAUCUGGAGGCCUGACACCUACUUCUACAAUGGGAAACACUCCUACGUCCAUACGAUCACCGUGCCUAACAAGCUUCUUAGGAUAAGCAAGCAUGGAGACAUUUUGUACUCGAUGAGGUUAACAAUCAAAGCUAAGUGUCCGAUGGAACUCCGCAACUUCCCCAUGGACCGGCAAUCCUGCCCCCUCAUCCUCGGCAGCUAUGCAUAUUCAAACCAGCAGUUGGUGUACCAGUGGCAGAACUCUGAGAGUGUCAACUUCGUGCCAGGAAUGACCCUGUCGCAGUUUGACCUCAUUAGCUUCCCUUAUAGGAACUUCACCUUCACCAGGCGAGAAGGGGACUUCUCAGUACUCCAAGUGUCAUUCAACCUUCAAAGGCACACAGGCUACUUCCUGAUUCAAGUGUACGUGCCCUGUAUCCUCAUUGUAGUACUGUCCUGGGUCUCAUUCUGGAUUCAUCGAGAGGCGACAUCAGAUCGCGUGGGUCUGGGCAUAACGACAGUGCUGACGCUAUCAACCAUCAGCCUGGACUCGCGCACCGACCUUCCGAAGGUGCGGUAUGCCACGGCCCUGGACUGGUUCCUGCUGAUGAGCUUCUUCUACUGCAUCGCCACACUGCUGGAGUUCGCUGGAGUCCAUUACUUUACCAAGGUUGGUUCUGGUGAGAUCGUGAUAGAUGACUCUGAAUGGGAGGAGCUGAUCGAGGAAGUCGGAGGUGACGCGUUUGCUGCUCGACAACUUGCCGUGCGCCGGCGCAGCUCUGCGCGGUCCGCUACUAAUUAUAGCUUCUCACUCCCCGCUCAAAGCACCUGCUCGGGCGAGGAUACGGUUCAGAGCCACGAGUCAGCGGGCGCAGUACGACUGACGAUGGAACGAACCACGCAGACGGAAACCAGGGUUCCUCGCUGGAGACAGCUGCUGUACUGUCUCGCCGGAGACGACCGGUACCGCAGGCAGCGGCAGCGGGAAGCUGGAAGUCGCGGCCACAUUAACAGCGUGUCUCACAUCGACAGGGCUGCUCGGGUGUUGUUCCCGGCCUCAUUCGCCCUCCUGAACCUCUUCUACUGGAUGGUCUAUGCCUUCUCCAACGACGACUUCGCUUGGAGUGACAACCCUAUGAAUACGUUAUCACAUUGAGGGUUGACACUGCUUCUAAAUCACGCUCCAUGGAUGAAGUUUUUGAGGGCCUAGCCGAAAUGUUUUUCCCUACGAUUUGCCGUAAAUAUAAAUAGGUACUACGCAUAGAAAGGACACUCCCCUCACCGAUACGAGCAAGAAUUACUAGGUAAGUAGACAAACGGCCACAGUGGUCCAGUGGUUUGAUCGCUGGGCUCACGAUCCGGAGGUCCCGAUUCGAAUCCCGGUGGAGAUAUACGAGUAUAUUAGGUACUUUG